CUCCUGGCGGGGUCUCUGCCGGCAGUGUAGCUGCUGGCGGGGUCUCUGCUGGCGGUGGUGCUGGUGACUGGUGCUGGCGGCUGGCGCUGGUGCUGGCGGCUGGCGGGUCCGAUGGCAGGUGUGGUGCGCUGGGCGGGACGGGGGACUCAGUUGCGAAGUCGACGGGAGGGCGGGCGGGGAAGAGGCGUGACUGGCGGAUGUUGGCGCUGGCGGCCGCCACUCCUUUCCCCCUCUCCUCUUCGCCCCCACUGCGACCGUCGCUGUUUCCGCGCCACGGAGCCGCGAGGAGGCAGCGUGACAGUGGCGGGUCCAUUGGCGGGCUCGCUCGCGGGCCCGUUGGCGGGUUCGUCGGCGGGCGUGCUGACACGCGCGCUUGCGGGUCCGUCGGUGGGCUUGUUGGCGCUCUCGUUGGCGGGUCCGACGGCGGGUCCGUCGGCGGGUUUGCUGGCGCUCUCGUUGGCGGAACCGACGGCGGGUCCGUCGGCGGGUUUGCUGGCGGGUCCGUCGGCGUGCUUGCUGGCGGGUCCGAUCCUGGCGUUCCUGGUGGGUUCCUGGCGUGCGCGGUGGCGUGCGUUGCUGGUAGUGCGCGGGCGACGGGUUGA
Molecule: messenger RNA, 602 nt
Organism: Closterium sp. Naga37s-1
Lineage: Eukaryota; Viridiplantae; Streptophyta; Zygnematophyceae; Desmidiales; Closteriaceae
Source: the annotation of a GenBank genome assembly